This is a messenger RNA of Girardinichthys multiradiatus, 5777 nucleotides long. Its product is annotated as glypican-6-like. Gene Ontology annotation, cellular component: plasma membrane; synapse; cell surface. Gene Ontology annotation, biological process: regulation of signal transduction; regulation of protein localization to membrane; cell migration. Lineage: Eukaryota; Metazoa; Chordata; Actinopteri; Cyprinodontiformes; Goodeidae. Bases 308 to 1999 code for a protein of 563 amino acids. The transcript is spliced from 10 exons. The record is from RefSeq and is a predicted model, not a curated record.
GCUUCCCAGCACACAACAUUUCCACUUCAGCGCAGCGUCCAGAGGGCUCCUUUCGCUGGACCAAGUUGAGCCACCCUCUUGCUUUCAUGUGGCACCUCCACAGUCCUCUUCUCUGCGCAACCUUAUACUUGGCUGCGUUUGGAUCUCUCGCGUUCGUCAGGGAAAUGUGUCGAUAGACAUCCAUACUAGUUGAGCUCCAAACAAUAUACAUGAGUAGUCAUUAAGUACCUGCGGAUCUGCUGCAGGAGGGGGAGUUUUUUGCGGCUAGGAACCUUUAAUCACUGAAGGAUCUUUACAGAAGUGAACAAUGCUGAGACUAGAGACUAUCAUUUGCACAUUUUCUGUGCUGUCAGUCGCAGCAGGAGCAGAUUUGAAGGCACGGAACUGCAGCGAGGUGAGGGAGGCUUGCCAAGAGAGGGGCUUUGCCUUCGCACAUGUUCCUCACCAGGAGAUCCCAGGAGAAGAUCUGCGUGUUUGCACUCAUGAAAACACUUGUUGUACCCCAGAAAUGGAGGACAAAUUUGGUCAGCAAAGUAAGCUGGACUUCGAGAAUCUGCUUGAUGAAACAAGUCACACGUUGAGAAGCACGUUUGUGUCCAGACAUAAAAGAUUUGACGAAUUCUUCCUGGAGCUUCUGGACAACACGGAGAGGUCCCUGAAUGAGAUGUUCGUGAGGACCUACGGCAAACCUUACAUGCAGAACGCGGAGGUCUUUGAGAACCUGUUUGCCGAGCUCAAGCGCUACUACACAGGAGGGAACGUUAAUCUGGAGGAAAUGCUUAAUGACUUCUGGUCGCGGCUGCUGGAGCGCAUGUUCACGCUGCUGAACUCUCAGUAUGUCAUCACUGAGGACUAUUUGGAGUGUAUCAGUAAAUACACGGAUGAGCUCAAGCCAUUUGGAGACGUGCCCAGGAAGCUCAAGGCUCAGGUUACUCGUGCAUUCAUUGCUGCACGCACAUUCGUCCAGGGGCUCUCUGUAGGCCGGGAAGUGGCCCAGAGAGUGUCAAAGGUAAACAGCACCCCAGCCUGUAUACGAGGGCUAACAAAAAUGCUGUACUGUUCCUUUUGUCGUGGUAUGCCAGGAGUAAAGCCCUGCAAGAAUUACUGCUUAAAUGUGAUGAAGGGCUGCCUGGCAAACCAAGCUGACCUGGAUCCAGAGUGGAACCAGUACAUCGAUGCCAUGCUGCUGGUGGCGCAGAGACUCGAAGGGCCUUUCAACAUUGAAUCUGUCAUGGAUCCUAUUGAUGUCAAGAUUUCAGAGGCCAUCAUGAAUAUGCAAGAUAACAGCGCCCAGGUUUCCUUCAGGGUUUUCCAAGGCUGUGGCCAGCCGAAACUUGCAGAAAUCUCGAGGUCUGUCCGUGGCGCAUCGGAUGUGCUCAACGCCCGCUUUAGGCCCUACAACCCAGAGGAGCCGCCCACCACUGCAGCUGGCACAAGCUUGGACAGGCUGAGGAUGGUUUGGAGGACGAUGCAAUUCAGUGUUGUCGACAUAAAACAGAAACUGAAGUUGUCAAAGAAGUUCUGGUUGAGCCUACCCGAGGCAAUGUGUGUGGAGGACAGAGUGACCGCUGGAAACACCAGUGAUGACGAUUGCUGGAAUGGACACACCAAGGGCAGGUACUUUCCUGAAGUCCAAAAGGACGGCCUCGCCAACCAGAUGAAUAACCCCGAGGUGGGCGUCGACAUCACACGUCCCGACACCUUCAUCCGUCAGCAGAUCAUGGCUCUGAGAGUGAUGACCAACAAGUUGAGAAAUGCAUACAAUGGCAAUGACAUCUCCUUUCAAGACACAAGCGAUGAAGGCAGCAGCUCAGGCAGCGGAAGCGGCUGCACAGAGGGCUGCACCACAGACAUGUACCGUGCUGCCACCGAAACCCCGGUGAUAAAAGCUGACCGGAGUGGGCCUGUGGAGGACUCUGCCCCACUCCAUCCACCUUUCAUAGCCGUGCCAACCAUGCUGGCUCUCUUAGCCCUAGCUCUGCACCAACAAUGGAGAUAAUGCUGGAGCAACAAGCUAGAUAUGGACUGCAGGGUUUUCUUUUCUUCUCCUCUCCAGUAGUUUUUGUAUUCAAGCACAUUGGAGCUACAGUCAAGCAAAGAGCAUUCAGGCUACCAGCUUUGAUGCUGCAGGAUUCUGCUCUGAGAAAGAGAGUAGUCAUCCACAUCAUGAUUUUCCACUUUUCCAAAGAUCAUGCAGUGCCAUCCCUAGACUUUAUAUUUCAUGGCAUCAUUUCAUUUUCUAAUAGUGAUGCGGAUCCAACAAACUCUGCUUCAGAGAUUUAAAACAAAUCUUCACAUUUCUUUCACAUGGCAAAUAUAAACAUAGAUUUCCAUUUGGAAAAAUAUAAUAUAGUAUGCACUUUGAGUUUUUUUAUUGCAAUUGUUUUGUCUGAAGAAAAUGUAAAAAAAGAUGUGGUUAAAUUAUGCACCUUAAGAAGGUACAAUAAGCUUAAUAAAUGUUUAGUAUAAUAAUAUAUUUUACAACAUUGAUGAUCUAAGUGCAAGAGGAUUCAGGAACCAUGCCCACCUUGGUUAGAAUGUGGUUAAAUAUAACUAUACCAGUUAUUGAUUUGUGAUGGAAAAAUAAUUAAUUCAAAUUUGUCUUUGUAAAUGCAAAUUCAGAGUUGAAUUUCUUCAUCUUUGUUACAAUUUCGAUAAUGUUUUACUUGUAGACACACGUAUCAUUGUUUCAUCCAGAAUCUGCACAGACUUUUAGAUAUUCACAAAAUCUGCUCAGCAGUGGCCUUGUGCUAAAACUGAUUUUAAGGAUUAGGAUUAACAUCUUAUAUACUUUGACAUGUACCAACUCCAUAAUCAUGCCGGUUUCUUGUAUAAGCUUCAGCAGUGGACACAAUUAGAAUAUGUUCUAAAUAGGGUAUUUUUCUUUUGUCUGCAGAGAAGGUGCCACCAAUUUAUAGUUAUAUAGCUCUAUGAUUAAACAGCUCUGUUAACAUUAUUUUUAAGAUGUACACACUUAAUAUAAUUUAAAAUAUGCACUCCAGGGUAAGAGUGGGCAAAAUACUAAUUAUUUUUGGAAUGUCAGCAAUAAUUGACUAAACUGGACUAAUUACCAAUCUUCCAUUACCACCAUAAGGGGCUUUUUUUAAGUGGGGUCCUGUAGGGUAGUUAUAACCAGUCAGUAUCUUAUCUUCAAUAGAUAACUUAGCAUUUUAACAUUGAUGAAACAAAAAUAAAACUUUUAAACUAACCUCCCAUUUGCAUGAGAUGCUUAUUUACUUAGAGGUCUAAAGCUAUUUAUUAUGAAGACUUCUGUAGUUUGUGGUCCAUUACAAUGACCUUUGUACGUUAAAAAAGAUGUGAAAUAGACCAGAUUUAGUCUAUACACACCAGUGUUUUGCAAGUUCAUGCUUCACAAAACCCAGUUAUAAUUUCAGUUCACACAGCUUAAAACUGAAUUAAUCCAUGUUCAUAGUUCACCGACUUAAUGUUCUGGUCUCCGGUCACACUAUCAACAUAACCUAUUUUACAAUCAUUUUUAAUCAAAUACAGUUUUUAAAAGUUAAACACAAUUUCAUGGACUAAUUAGCAUGUUGAUUAUGUCAUUUCAUAGUCUUUGCCGCCUGUCAUUUGCCAGAUCAUUCUCUUUGCUCAUAUAAACUGUAUUUUAGGCAGUGUGUAAGUGUGAAAAUUUGACUGAAAAGUGGAAAAUCUUGAUUCUGCUUUAGUACAUCAACUGGCAAAAUCUUCACUCAUGCAAAUUAUCCUUGAUGUUAUUUUUGCAAUACUUGCCUUGUAGAAGUGACAGAAUGCAUUUAGUUGCAGCUUCAGUCCUCUUCUCGUCUCUUUCGUACAUGGAAACCUCAACCUGGACUCUCUCCUAUUCAGCAGGAAGCUAAGAUGCGGAACCAAUUGGGCCGGGGUACAGAAACAACUCAGCAUAAUCUAGCCAUUUAAAACAGUCUAUGCUUGGGCCUUCAGCUUUUAUUUUUAGGUUUAAAGUGAGGGAAUAAGUAUACAUUAUCAUCAAUAACUUCCCACAAAGACAGAUAAAUGUGUUUAUAACAGCUUAAAGCAAACCAAAAUGGAAAUCACCAAGUCCUUGCCCUCAAAUGAAGCAGUUUAUCCUGAUCGAGUCCUAAUCGAUGUCACAAAGGAACAGUUCAUCCUCCUGUUGUAAGAAACCGCUUUGUUUCAUUUAGAGUUGUUUGAAAAGGUUUUUUCCACUCAUGUACAGGCUCAUUUGAACAGAUUCAUACCCAGAUAACACUGAAACAAAAAUAUUUUAGCAGUUAAAAACACAAUUGUAUUUUUCUGCCUUACUAUAUCAUCAGAUAGUUGCUCUGUCCAGAGGCGCUUAAUAACGUUCUGUGUUUCACAUAGAAAGGUAAUUUCAAUGGACAACGAACCAACGCAGUCUUUAUUGUAAAUAACAUUAGACAUCUAUCUAAUAUAACCAUCUUUACCAAAAUUAAACACAGCUUAAAAAGGCAUUUGCAUUGCCCAUUAUUGCAUUUGUUUUCUUAAAUUGGAGUUGUUUAGGGUGAUAGAUUAUAGUUACUGUAUAUAAUUUUGUGAUGGCACUGUUCUGAGAUCAAAUAUAAUCUAUUUCAUCAAAAUGAAGACACUAAGAGAUCUAUCUACUGCAAGUAAGUCAAUGACUGCUCAAAAUGCCUUAACAAAAAUUAUCUGAACAAACCUUUUAACACCAAUGGCUACAAAGACAGUCAGAUUAGGAGAUUCCUAAUAGCCAUCGCAAAUCAAAUGUGUCCCACUAAUUUAUUCAGUCUGAACAACAAUUAAGUUAGAUGACAGUAAAAUUUGUUUAACAUUUAUUGUUAAUAAGAGCAAACCCAUAUUCUUGUGCUGCUGUAAACUAUAUGAAAGCCUCAGAAUACUUUACACAUAUUUACCAAAUAUCGUCAGAUAUUUCAUACUUACUGGAACUGCAUUUAGAAAAACGUAAAAACAUGCUACUUUUGUGUGUAUUGAUUAAUUGUAGUAGUAUUUAAAUGAACACUGUCGCAUAAGAAAGUAAUCUCAGACAGUUUUUAAAAAAGUCAACUCCAAAUCACAGAAUUGAAAAGAACAAACUGUACAAACACAUAUUACCAUACUUCUAGGAUGUGUGGGAGUUAUUAAGAGAGGCAAGCAGCAAACAGCACACAUUGGUGACAGGGAAUGCUAAGAAAGACUCCCUGAAUUUAUCUGGAAAGCUUGAAUGGUUAUGUCUGCAGCACAGACAGGCUUGAAGCCGACCACAGUCACCUGUGAAAUGAGAAUCUGUGGGGACCGGACAGGGUUGAAUGCUUCAGUGAAGCUCCUCAGUAGAGCAUACUUACACAGAAUGUGAGAGGCCUUGGCACCGCUGAGGGGCACGGACAAAACCAGUCUGGAUGUACGCUCCCUGUUCCCUGAGAGCCUGUCAGGUUCAUAACUAGUGGGCCGACUGAGUGUACACAUCCACAGAAUUAGCCCUUCACUAUGUAUCGAGGAACAUUUAAGCUUUUUAGUUUUGUUUUUAAGUACUCAUUUACAUCCACUGUGAAAGAACAACAAUACAGAGAUAUGUGUUUAACUGAAAAUGAUUCUUUAUUCUGACUUUUAAUCUCACAAGAUGCCCUUUUUAUGUUUUUUAAUCAUUGAACUUUUAUUAUUUUUGCAAUAAAAUGUUAAAACCACAGCUAAUCCAGUGCUGAAUUACAUCAAUUCUUCACAAGUCGCAUUUAUUUUUAGUUUGUAGGUAUGGUGAUUGCAAGAUGAUUGCAUUUCUGUUUUAUUACUAUUGAGAAUAAAUUCUGAACAUUUUUUUAAACUGA